This is a messenger RNA of Drosophila ficusphila, 1630 nucleotides long. RefSeq names its product CAAX prenyl protease 1 homolog. The record is from RefSeq and is a predicted model, not a curated record. Bases 61 to 1503 code for a protein of 480 amino acids. The transcript is spliced from 3 exons. Gene Ontology annotation, biological process: CAAX-box protein processing. NCBI's taxonomy places the organism in Eukaryota, Metazoa, Arthropoda, Insecta, Diptera, Drosophilidae. Gene Ontology annotation, molecular function: metalloendopeptidase activity. Gene Ontology annotation, cellular component: endoplasmic reticulum membrane.
UUCAUCUCUUACACUUAUUACAUAAAAAAGACUCAAAAAUUACAAAUUUUACACCACAAUAUGAGUAUAUUUGCACUAUAUCAGGAUCCUUUGCGCGGCGAGCGGCUUAAGAUAUCGGGCUAUAAUAUCGGAUCGAAAAUGAUCCCAGAAGAAUUUGACAUUUCCGAUCCCAUUUUGCUGCGACUCCUCCUCUGUUUGAUAAUAGUAAUUCACGAUGCCUUUCACAUGUUCCUUUGUUGCCGUCAGUUGAAAUUAUGUGAGAAAUCCAAGGAUCCGCCGCCAGAAAUGGAAGGGGUCAUGUCGCAAGAUGCUUUCAAGGCCUCCAAGGAUAAGCAAUUUCAUUCCUUAUAUCUGGAGAUGUUCAACCUAAUAAUGGAUGUGAUAUAUAGCUGCCUCGAUUUGUAUCUUUGCACUUUGCCGUAUCUCUGGGAGUUGACGGUGGGUUGGUACGCUAAUGCCGAUUUAACCUGGCUGAAUGUCACUUUUAUGACGCUGUUUUCCACCUAUCUUGUGAUUCGAAUGUUGCCAGCUCUAUUUUAUGAGAAACUCUUCUUGAAUCCUAAAUAUCAUGAGGAUCGUGAAGAUACUCCGCCUCUGUUGGGUUUAAUAUGCGCCUUGGCUUUUUUCGUGGUUUUUCUGCAGAUUGGAAUUAUUCCGGUGACUGCGAUUUUCAUGGCUUUGGAGGCCGAAAGCGUUUGGUACUUCAACCUGUUCGUUUGGCUUCUUCUGGUAGUCGGAUCCCUACUCCUGUUGGUCGCCGUCGGACUCUUCGGAGUGCCCUGCAUCGGCAAGAGUCGCGAGUUGAAGGAUUCGGAUAGAAGUGAGAGCUUGCGAAAGGUGCUGACUGAUCUCAAAUUUCCGGGUCGCGUUUACGCGGUGUACACUUUUCAUGUGGGCAGACCGACUGCCUGGGUGAUGGGAUGCUUCUGCUGUCUGCGUCUGGAUAUCCACGAUAAUCUCACUCUGAACCGGGGACUGGGUUCGACUGAUCUGGCCUUUAGCCAUGUGGGAGAAGGCCUGAAUGACGAGCAGUUGGCCGCGUUUGUGGCCCACCAAUUGGCCCACUGGCAUCUGUGGCACUCGGUGAAAACCUUGGUCAUGAUCCACCUCAGUCUGCUGGUAUAUCUGGUGUUGUUUGGAUUCAGCUACAAGUGGAGUACUCUCUACAAGGCAGCAGGCUUCUCGAAAUUGUAUCCCUGUGUCGUCGGCUUUUGGCUGGUUUAUAAGUACCUAAUGCGGCCAUUUCACACCUUAACCACCUGGAUAGUCUUAUUCUUCAUCCGGCACUUUGAGUACGCCGCAGAUGCCUAUAUCGUCAAGCGGGGCUAUGGUGAGGGAAUAAGGUCCGCCCUUCUGAAGCUCUUCUCUGACGAUUUCGAGUUCCCCUAUGUGGACCACUGGUACCUCAUGUGGCAUCUCUACCGACCUUCUGUGCUGCAGCGAAUCCUAAAUCUAGAGCGAUUAGAACACAAGCAGAGGGUCUCUAGGUUAUCGCUAGUUUAAAGGGUUUUUAUAUCACAUAUAAUCUUUUGGGAAAUGGGUAUGAUAUAUUAUUAGGGAAUUUUAACCAAAAAUAAUUCAAAAUUAAAUAUUUGGUACUUGAUAUUAUGCUAAAAUAAAAAGAAAAUCA